Fusarium pseudograminearum CS3096 is the source of this 2913-nucleotide messenger RNA. RefSeq lists its product as uncharacterized. The record is from RefSeq and is a predicted model, not a curated record. The coding region runs from base 1 to 2913 and encodes 970 amino acids. The transcript has 6 exons. NCBI's taxonomy places the organism in Eukaryota, Fungi, Ascomycota, Sordariomycetes, Hypocreales, Nectriaceae.
AUGUUCGAAGAGAAGAUCAUCGAAUUCGACCCCUCAGCUGGGUCAAUCCCCCUCGUUGGUGCAACAAUCGUGGUUGACCAAUCAGAUUACCCAGGUAUCAUCCGCGCCGCAAAGGACCUGGCACAAGACUUUGGCCGUGUAACGAAAGGAGAUCCCAGCCCUUUGGUUCUACUGAGCUCAGAGGAAGAUUAUGCACAUAUCCAUACAAAGACAGCUAUCUUUGUGGGCAGCAUUGGCUCUAGUCCGCUCAUCAAGCGGCUAGUGGACAGUGGAAAGUUGGAUACAGAGGCGAUCGAUGGUAAAUGGGAAUCCUUUACCACGAGUAUCCUCAAUGAGCAGCUUGGGACAUGCGAGCAGGCUUUGAUCAUCGCUGGAAGCGAUAAGCGAGGUGCUAUUUUUGGUAUAUACACUCUCUCGGAGCAAAUUGGCGUCUCUCCGUGGUAUUGGUGGGCUGAUGUGCCACCGAAACAUCAUACCGGAAUCUAUGCUAUCGGAAAACAAACUGUUCAUGGCGAACCAUCUGUGCGUCACCGAGGUAUCUUCCUCAACGACGAAGCCCCAGCUUUGACUGGCUGGGUGAGGGAAACGUUCGGAGGAUACAACUCCAAGUUCUACUCAACUGUAUUUGAACUCCUUCUUAGACUCAAGGCCAACUUCUUAUGGCCAGCGAUGUGGCCCGGCUAUCCCAACCCAGGAGCUUCUUUCUUCACUGAUGACCCUCUGAACCAAAAGCUCGCAGACGAAUACGGAAUCGUUAUAUCAACGUCGCAUCAUGAGCCUAUGCAACGCCUAUCAAACGAAUGGUUUGCAGAUAAUCCAGAUGGAAGCUGGAAUUGGUUGACCAACAAGCAGAAAAUCACCGAGUUCUUCGAGCAUGGCGCAAGCAGGGCCAAAAACUGCGAUUCAUACUUUACUCUGGGAAUCAGAGGAGAAUAUGACAAAAAGAUGUUGGCAGAAGAUCCUGCUUCUGUAGUUCAGGAUGCCAUUGAGACCCAGAGAAAGGUUAUUGAGAAGGUCUAUGGAAGUGAAGAUGCUGUGCCUCAGCUGUUUGCUAUAUACAAGGAAGUGCAGUCCAUGUUUGAAACCGGGCGUCUGACUGUUCCAGAAGAUGUCACACUGCUUUUUCAAGAUGACAAUUUUGGCACUAUCCGUCGACUUCCAACAAUUGAAGAAUCCAGGAGGAAAGGUGGAGCAGGUGUUUACUACCAUCUGCAAUACGUUGGUGAUCCUCGCAGUUACAAGUGGAUCAACACAAACUCUCUCGGAAAAGUGUGGCAUCAACUCCAGCAGGCAUAUCACCACAACGCCAGACAGAUCUGGGUGUUCAAUGUAGGCGAUCUCAAACCUCAGGAACUCCCUAUUUCCUUCGCUCUGGCCUUGGCAUGGGACGUCAACAGCAUCAAGCACAACACUCUUCCCGAGUUCUUCCAUCGUGCGGCUAGGCGUGAGUUCGGAGCUGAUCUCGCAGAUGAGAUCGGUUCGCUUUGGCAUCAACACGACCGGUUACUAUCUUUGAGAAAACACGAACAUAUCGAACCAGAGACAUUCUCAAUCCUGCACUACAAGGAAGCUGAUUCUAUCCUUGGCCGCUGGAAAGUCCUUCUUGGCCUUGCGGAGACUUUGCAUAGCCGGGUCCCUGAAGAACAGAAAGCUGCAUCCUUCCAGCUCAUUCUUCACCCGACCAAGGCUUCGUAUAUCUAUAAUGCUCUGCGUAUCAACCAAGCGCGUAACAAGCUCUUCGCUCGCCAGAAACGCAACUCCGCCAACAAGAUUGCGCAAGAGGUCUUGGAUCUCUUCGACGCCGAUUUUGAUCUGUCAGAGGAAUUCCACAGUCUGCUCAAUGGAAAAUGGAAUCACAUCCUGAUGCAACCUCAUUACGGAUAUGAAGAUACUUGGCAUGCACCAUCGCGAGACAUGAUCAGCGGUCUGUCGUUCGUCCAGCGACGCCAGAACUCGAACCCCAUUGUUGGACAGAUGGGAGUUGCGGUUGAAGGCCACGAAGGUGUGCGAGUGGGACGCAUCAAUGAGGAGUCAGAACGAACGCAUCCAAGCAGGCGAGAUCUUGUUCCUGGCCUGACCUUGGGCCCCAUGAGUCGGUAUGGACCCAAUUCCAGGUGGUUUGAUGUCUUUACUCGCGGAGUCCCGACUAUCAACUGGUCAACUUCGGCUCCUUAUCCCUGGAUCAUCUUAUCACAGACUGAGGGAGUGUUGGUUCCCGGCCAAGAUGAUGUGCGAGUACAAGUUUCCAUCGAUUGGUCACAAGUGCCUCAAGACUUCCAAGACGAGGUUCUUAUUGAUGUGCGAUCACGUGAAGGAGACUUUGAACAAGUUCACCUACCCAUCGAUGGUCGACAAGUCCAAAAUUCAUUCCAUGGCUUUGUGGAACAGAGUUGCUUCAUCUCAAUACCAGCGACUGAUUGCCACCUUGAGAAGCCGUAUAUAACCCUUCCUGAUACAGGCAGACUCCAGACCGGAAGUGUGGCUCUCGCUCCCGGAACAAGGACCAGUAGCGCGAUUCCUUACAUAAAAUACCCGCUCUUCACACUCAGCGAAACUGACACAACGGAAUUGGUGCUUUACUUUGGCACAACUCUUGACUUGUCAUCAGAGGAUGUCCUGACCUACGAUGUGCAGCUUGAUGAGAGCCAGGUUCAGACAUACAAUCUGCAAAAGAGGACUCCGCAAAGUGAGAAGAACGCUGCAGAUAAGGGAUGGGCAUCGGCUGAUGGGUGGUUCUACGCUGCGUCGGACAAUGUAUGGGUGCGGAAGCAUAAGCUAGGGGCAUUGAAGACUGGUGUGCAUGAUCUUAAGCUCCGACUCAAUCAUGCAAACAUAUUGCUGGAAAAGAUUGUUGUUAACUUGGGUGGGAUGCAAGAGAGUUACUUGGGGCCCCCUGGAAACACGAAGGCUUGA